Messenger RNA from Hyalella azteca, 1847 nucleotides. RefSeq names its product cytochrome P450 2L1. Gene Ontology annotation, cellular component: cytoplasm; intracellular membrane-bounded organelle. The coding region runs from base 43 to 1530 and encodes 495 amino acids. The record is from RefSeq and is a predicted model, not a curated record. Gene Ontology annotation, biological process: xenobiotic metabolic process. The transcript is spliced from 11 exons. NCBI's taxonomy places the organism in Eukaryota, Metazoa, Arthropoda, Malacostraca, Amphipoda, Hyalellidae. Gene Ontology annotation, molecular function: oxidoreductase activity, acting on paired donors, with incorporation or reduction of molecular oxygen, reduced flavin or flavoprotein as one donor, and incorporation of one atom of oxygen; iron ion binding; heme binding.
GUUCAUAACAGAUUAAAUAUUUUCAAAUUCAAUUUCUAGAUCAUGUUUCUCGAAAUUUUAUUGCUCGUCCUCUUGUUGGCGCUGUUGAGUUUUCUCAACAGGAAGCCUUCGUCAAUGCCUCCAGGUUCUUUUGGGUGGCCGGUGAUCGGAGAGCUGCCACCAAGAAAGCUGUCCCUUUCUGAGCACAUGAAGAAUCUGAGCCGACGAUAUGGCAACAUCUUCACAACGAAGUGGGGCGCCCGCACGUUUGUCGUGUUCGCAGACUUCGACCUCAUCAAGAAAGCCUUCCAGCAUCCAGACUUCCAGGGGCGGCCUGACUUUUUCUCCUUCAAGCUCCUGCAAAAAUUUGGACGAAGAGGCGUGGCAUUUACGGAUGGGGCGGAGUGGUCCGAGAAUAGACGCUUCCUGCUGCGGCAGCUCAAGUCCCUGGGGAUGGGCAAGACCGUCCUGGAGGACUCCAUCCAGCAGGAGGCGUCGUUGCUGGUGGGGCACCUCGAGAGGACCUGCCUGGACAAGCCUGCCGUCAUGGACUGCGCCAUCAACACGUCUGUUGUCAACGUCAUCUGGCAGAUGUUCGCUAGUACUCGCUAUGAAGUGGGGGACUCUGAGAUCGUGAAGUACUUCGAGGAUAUGGAUGUUCUCAUCGACAUUGUACAGAAAAGAAUGUUCUUUCUGGAUAUCUUUCCUGUCUUGACGAAUGUGCUGCCAAAAUUCAUACUGAACAUGUUCGUGGAUGUGAAGCUCGCUGAAAGAUACCUCCAAAAGUUGACUAGAAUGUCGGAGGACAAAAUUCGAGAACAUCUGGCCUCCCUGGACCCAGGCAACCCGCGUGACGUCAUCGAUCAUUUCUUGCUGGAAAAACCUGACCGCGACUCCACUGGCUACCUCACAGAACACGACGCUGAUCAACUGCACGGCAUGAUGAUAGAGAUGUUCAUGGCUGGGUCAGAGACGACGUCAUCUACCUUGCGCUGGAUGGUCCUCCUCCUGACAAUCUAUCCUGACGUACAGGCAAAGGCACAGCGAUGCCUGGACGAAGUCGUGCCUCUCACUCGCCUGCCUUGCCUGGCUGACAAACCACAACUGGAGUACGUAGACGCGAUGUUGCUCGACGUUCUGAGGCUGAGCUCCCUGGUGCCCACGUCCCUCAUUCAUGGCUCCACCUCUGACGUCGUCUUCGAGGGAUACAAUAUUCCUAAAGGUACCUGCCUGCUGGUGUGCAGUGAACUCUGCCAGAAGAACAAGUCCUUCUGGGAGAAGCCCGACCAACUUUACCCUGAGCAUUUCUUGGACGAAAAUGGAAAGCUGGAUGGCAAGAAAGAGAACUUCCUGCCUUUUUCAAUUGGACGGCGGCAGUGUUUGGGAGAGUCUCUGGCGCGCAUGGAGCUCUUCCUCUUCGCGACGGCCAUCUUGCAGAGGUUCAAAAUCGAGGCUCCAGAGGGCGCAAGGCUCGAGCCAAAAACUGACCCUUUUUCGACCGUAUUAAACCUUCCGGUUAAAUUCGAAGUGGUUCUCCGGAAAAGGAUUUGAACCGUGGAUUUUUGGCGAAAAUUAAACUCUUCGAGUUUAAAUUGAUUCUCCGAGGAAGGAUCAAAUGUUGCGACCGUACUUAACCAUCCGGAAAAAUUCAGAAUGAUGAUCAGGAAGAGGAUUUAAUCCGCCUACUUUGUUAGUCAACCUUCCUAGUCUAAAUAGGUUCUGUAAAAAGGGAUUAAGGUUGUGAAAUUCCAUCAAUCUAAUGCACUUAUAAAAAACUUUUGAAUUUUUUCAGGGUUCGAAGGAGUUAUCAAGGAUCGAAUUGAAAUUAUUCACUAUGUUCAUCUGAGAAUAAUUUUUGUAAAACUCUG